This is a messenger RNA of Bathycoccus prasinos, 1047 nucleotides long. RefSeq lists its product with no specific name. The record is from RefSeq and is a predicted model, not a curated record. Bases 1 to 1047 code for a protein of 348 amino acids. The transcript has a single exon. Lineage: Eukaryota; Viridiplantae; Chlorophyta; Mamiellophyceae; Mamiellales; Bathycoccaceae.
AUGUCGUCGUUGUCCUCUUGUUGCAUGUUGUCCUCUAGAACUGCGACGACGACUUUUCGGCGAGCGUUGUCUCAUUUCGCCGCGUCGUCGUCGUCGUCGUCGUCUGCAUCGAAUUCGAUGACGAGGUUGCACCACAAUUUCCCGAGCCGCCACCUCGUCGUGCACAAAGGAUUCUUCCGAGAAACCGCCUCUCAAACGUCGUCGUCUCCAGGAAACGAGGACACAGACGAGGACGGUUUCAUCGGCAACGGGGACGUGUUCGCGGAAAACGCAAAGGGUGAUCCGAUUUACUUCGGAAGGAAGAACAAGAGCCAGCUGAAAAGAGACGCGAAUAGGCACAAGAAUUUGGCCAAUCAAUUACUCGCCAUCAGUCCGAAGACGUUGAAGAAACUGCCCGGAUUACUGAGCGUAAACAACGAACGAUUGUUGGAAGGACUGUUGGAGUGUCAGAAAACAACCUCACACAUCGCGAAAAAGCGCGCGGAGCAGCUGGUGGCGAAACAAUUGAGAGGGUUAGAGGAAGAGGAGUUGAAACCGUUGGAGGAGGUGGUGGAGCGGGUGAAGUUGGGCGCGGAGGGCGGGUUAGCGCUCGCGGUGGAUCCGAGGGCGGACGAUUUAGCCAGAAAUUGGCGGCAAAGACUGACGAUGGUGGCGAAAUCGGUGGAAGAGGAAAAUAUGGUUGGAGUUUCGAGAAAAGAAGCGUUGGAGGAAGUGUUUCAGGUGAUGCAACGAGUAGAGAGCGAGAUGAAGACGGUGUCGUUUACGAGACAGGAGUUGGUAGACGUGGCGAGGAAAGCAGAGACGGAGGCGAAAGAGACGGCGAAAAAUUCGGAGGAGUUUGCGGAUCGACAGAGACGAGAGGCGAUGGGGGAGAUUGUUUUCAUGGACGACGUGGACGAGGAGUUGGAGGAAGUUUUCUUGUUGAAGAAAAGUAAAGGAAAUACCGCCGCGAAAAGCGGCUCGAAGAAGAAGAAGAUGAAGGCCAAGAAAACGUCGAUGAAAGGUUUGCUUAAAAUGUUACGAGACGUCGCCGAGCACGCGGUGUAG